AUGUGGAGAUAUGUUUCGCUGAUUGCUGGAAAUGCUGCCUUCUUCGUGCCGUUAGACUCAAACAGCAUCAAGGCGCUCUUUGGCCGCUUCGCACUGCUGGAGCCACCCUCUGCAAUAUGCCCUGGAGAGGACGAUGACUCGUGGCACCCCUUCUGCGCCUUUGGACUGAGCGAGGUCAUUGAAUGUCAGUACAAUGGCUACCAGUAUUCGAUGGAGUGGUACUUUCUCGAGAUGCUCCGCAACAAUCGGCAAUACCGAAGUGAGGACCUCGAAGAUGCGGAGUUUAUUUAUUUCCCCCAUUGCGUGUCACAGCUCUACUUUGCCCUGCGACAAAGAUUCAACUUUACGCAUUGGCAGGCCAUCGAGCGAGCGGAGUUGGGAUAUUUGGUUCCGAUUUUGAGAUGGGCACAUCGAUCUCCGGCUCAUCAAAGGCAUCAUGGCCGGAACUUUUGGACUGUCUUCAGCAUGGACCUGGGACGCCAGGAUUUCCCUCGAUCUGCGGCAUGGCUGGAACCCUGGAGCGUUGGAUCUUUGACAGGGAGUGCAACAUGGAUGCGAGACAACGACAUGUUCUUCAAAACUCACAGCGAUUCGCUGAGCAGCGCUCGAAAGGAUGCUGACGGUUCAGACUGUUGGGAUUUGGACACUGCUCCAGUUGCCUUGGCAAACACGAUGUUUCCUGCCCGAAACUUUCGGGUCCAGGACACAGUGAUCUCUAUUCCUUCCCGAUUUUCACCGCACCCCCGAUCCCGUCGUUUUGGAGGUCGUCCAGUCCUCGCCUACUUUGCGGGCUCACCGAACUCUUGUGCCAGGGAAAGGAUUGUGAAGGUGCUGUCCGGGGAACCUGGCUUCGAUGUCUCCACAUCCUUUGCCAAGAGCAAUGAUGACUACCGUGAGCGGAUGUGGCGAGCACGAUUCUGCUUUGUUCUUCGAGGCUCAUCCCACACCAACAACGUUCGCCUUUAUGAUGUCAUCGCACAUGGCUGCGUGCCGAUCAUCGUCUCUGACGACUUCCAACCUCCACUGGACCGACUGUUGCCGUGGAAGGACAUGGCAAUCUUCUUGCCGACCUCAAGCAUUCCAAGGCUUGUACAUCUCCUUCGUCAUGAGAUCACAGAAGAAGAUCGAUGGCGUUGCUUCCGGAACAUCGCCCUCGGAAGCCCACAAGGUGAGAAAGGAUUCCCAGAGGAUUUGGAAGCAGCGAAGCACAUGGCUUCAAAGUUUGCUUUGGACCGUGACACCCUUUGGAGUGGGCUUUCAGCUGGCCGCGUCUUCGAGUGGCACGACAGCCAUUUCUGGAUACUCUUUUACGCAGAUGUUGCAAACAAGCUGCGGGAUCGUGUGAAGCAGGCAGUUGAGAAGGCUGUGCACCCCGCACCCCUUCGCGUCAAGACUCUCGAGCAACCAGAGGGUUCGCCAACCCCCCGGGGAUCUUUCCUGGCUCUCCAAUGGCUGCUGGAUCUCCAUCAUCGCAGGGAGAAACGUUCGCCACAAGUAGUCCGCUGUGGAAGCGAUUCCUUUUCUUCUCAAGGCAGGUCUAGCCCUUCCUUGAAGCCUUUGGAGGAGUUCGACGUGGGUGGUGGCUUCAACCUAGCAGUGACAAACAGGCAUAGCUGCAAGAGCGAACCCACCAAGUUCCAGAAUGCAGUCUUACAGGUCAGUUCAGAUUGCGAGAUGUCCAUUUGGGAGCUUUUGAAAAAGAAUUCUCCGCAGAUACUUUGGAUUGACAAUACUACAGCGGAGUUGCGAAAAGACUUGGCCUUUGUUGGUUGGCUGUGCUUCUCUCAGGCCACUUUGCAACCCCUCUUCCAUCCGUUCGAGCUUGAGGGGUUGAAGCCGGUGAUAUGCGGACAGGAGCGUGAUGGUGACUUGGAAAAGCUCUUGAAGCUUGGCUCCUCGCAAAGCUCGGAGCGAUGGGGUGCACAAUUCACAUUCUGGCACCAUCAAGAGAAUACCAGAGGUCGAUUCCUCUACACCUAA
Durusdinium trenchii is the source of this 1980-nucleotide messenger RNA. NCBI's taxonomy places the organism in Eukaryota, Dinophyceae, Suessiales, Symbiodiniaceae. The record is from the annotation of a GenBank genome assembly.